AUGACGUUACAGCUCCGAACCAAAGCCCGGCUCUUCGACCUGCACUGUUCCGUGGCUCUGACCGACUGGGACAUGGACCAGGAGCUGAAGCUGGCGACUACGUCCGACCAGUUUUACCACGAUGACAAACUGAACGAUCAGUACGUCGUCCAGAGACCUUCAGCAAGAGCCUCGAGGAGGAAAGAUGAGUUCAUUUGGUACGACAAAACAUCAGACACCUUUGUGAAACCGAACCUGUGGCUGCUGGUGAAUCCCAACAUCGCCUGUCCGAUCCAGUACCGAGAAGCUUCGGGCGAUCUGUGUGAAGCCGACGAGGGAACAAAAGCAGAGACUCGACGUCCACCUGCAGCUGACCUCCACGUGUUUGCUGCCAACGAUGCAUCUCUGCAGGAGGAGCUGCUGCAAACCGUUUCCUCCAGCGCUGAGUUCAUGGACAGUAAGACGCUGAAGCCUGGAUGCUGGCCCCGUCCUCCGGUGAACUACUCCAUCCUCAUCGCCUUGGCGAUUUUGAAGAGGAUCCUCUCUGGACCCUUUCUCCUCUUGGUCCUCAGCAGCACUGUGGCUGGCCUGGGAUCUGUGGUGUCGAGAAACUACUGGCACAGCAGAACACUUUACACCUGGAAAGAAGCCCAAAACUACUGCAGGCGUCACCGGACUGACUUGGCCACCAUCUACACUAACUCAGAUAGAGACCGGUUAGACAUGGAUUCCUAUAAUGCUUGGAUCGGUCUGUACAGAAAACCAGUUUCGAAGAAGAAGAAAAAGGACGAUUAUGAGUACACGUUUAUACCUCAGUCAAAGACAUGGUCUGAAGGUCAGCAGUACUGCCAGACAGAGUACAAUGAUCUGGCGCGUGUCACCUACUCCACCUCUGGCUCGGCUGUCAAUGAGGAGAGGGACUUUCCGGUGUGGACAGGUCUACGUUUUCUGGCCGGUCAUUGGCUGUGGGUGAACGGGGCAGACAUGAAGCUCUCUGACUUGCCCCUCUGCCCCGUCAACUGGCAGUACUGUGGAUCCUUAUCCAAGAACAACACCGGUGGUCCUCUGGCCAGAGACUGCACAGAGACAAAGAACUUCCUGUGUUACAGCUGGACAGCUUGA
This is a messenger RNA of Stegastes partitus (bicolor damselfish), 1101 nucleotides long. The record is from RefSeq and is a predicted model, not a curated record. NCBI's taxonomy places the organism in Eukaryota, Metazoa, Chordata, Actinopteri, Pomacentridae.